Penicillium maclennaniae is the source of this 1911-nucleotide messenger RNA. Its product is annotated as fungal specific transcription factor domain-containing protein. The annotation marks the transcript as partial. Gene Ontology annotation, molecular function: DNA binding; zinc ion binding. Gene Ontology annotation, biological process: DNA-templated transcription. Lineage: Eukaryota; Fungi; Ascomycota; Eurotiomycetes; Eurotiales; Aspergillaceae. The record is from RefSeq and is a predicted model, not a curated record. The transcript is spliced from 3 exons.
GCGAAAAAAAGUCUUUCUGGUUCGUCUGUCUCUGCUUUGCCCGAUGGAGACGCCAGAAUGGCAAAUCACCCAUCAUACCCUGGUGACUCUGCGCGUGAUACAAUUUCAAACAUUCUCGGAUAUGAAAUUCCCCCUUCGCAUCUUUUACAUACUUUGCUCGAGGAAUAUUUUGAUUCGGUUCAUUGGUUUUCUCUAGUCAUCCUAGAGAGGAAGUUCCGCUCGCAGCUUGAGAGCGCCUGUGAGGGAUAUGUUCUGCCAUCUCAGAAGUCUUUUCUUCUUCUUCUGUCGACGAUGCUAGGUCUAAGUGCCUGGUAUCGAUCUAAACGACAAACCCCUAGAGAGACCGUGGACUGGGGUGUAUGGGCUUCACAUCUGUUGCGGAAUGUGGAGGCUCAUCUCUUUGACAUAAUCGACGAGGCUUCUAUCCAGUCAAUACAGAUUUGCAUUCUUCUAGGGUCUUUUCACUCCUACCAUGGCAAGCCAAAGGCAUCAUUCGCUUUGCUAGGUGCAACCAUAAAAAUGGCGCAGGCAAUGGGCCUCCAUCGAGAAAUUCCUGAAAACGGCGAGUGCGAGCUCGAGGAAUCACGACGAGUGUGGUGGACAAUUUACACAUGGGACAGGUGGGCUUCGAUUACUUAUGGCCGCCCUCCGUCUAUUGAUGAUUCAGAGCAUAACGUCGAAAUGCCUGGCGAAGUCUACGAAAGAAGAGAUUUCAUAGUUUCGCGUUUCGACGGCAUCAAUGAAACGAUAUGCUAUUCGAUUUAUCAGCGAGAACUAAACAAGCUAUACGUCAUCGCUUCGCCUUUAAUAAAAACUAUUUUUGGUGUUCGUUCUGCCAACAGUACUCGAACGAGUCCCGUUGGCUACUCUGAUCUAGUGGCCAGCAUCAUAAGGAAGAUGAGAGACUGGAAGGCUUGCCUGCCCUCAAACCUUGUCUUCAAUGAGUCAAGUGAUACCAAAAUCAGCUCUACGAGGAAAGAAAAAGUCUUUCAGCUGCAAUCUUUGGCAUUACAACUUACGUUCGACCAUCUUAUCAUCAUUUUUCAUCGGCCUAUUUUGAGCGAGCAGAUGGCAUCGAUCGCUAACAACUUUGGAACCAACGCCAAUGAGCUGGAAGAGCAAUCUAGCGACAAUAUUCCGCAAAAUUCAACGUCAGAAAGCCAAUACCAAGCCCAAGAACGACCGAUAUCUGAGCAAUGGUGGAACGCAGCUCUCCGAACAGCGAGGGUUACUCAAUCCCCACGCCUUACUCAAAUGGCAACUGAUGGACAUUUAAUGGCAUUCCUUGCCAUUAACACUUUCAACUCCGCUGUCGCUUUAGUUGUUUAUGCCUUUUGCAAUCCGCUUUCGAAUAGAGCACAAGAGUCUAAACGGAACAUAUCCCGCAUAUACAGGUUACAGGAACUACUCAGGACUCGCGGCUUGAUUCCGUUACAGAGCUGCACAAUACUCCGUGAACUGAUCCGCAUGGUAGCUCAGCGCGAAGAAAAUGUAAUGCUUAUGCCUUCGAAGCCCACAAGACUCGAAGCCAUACCCAACACAGAACCAGAGGAUCAAGAGCGGCAUGUUACAGUCGAAGAGUCACAUUGUUCUCCAGGAAACCCCUCUAAUAUUGAGGACAUCCAGAACAUACCUUUCGACAAUGCAUACAACUUUCCGAGCGGGAAUGUAACUUUAGACGAGGGACUUUUUUCCGUCCAACAAGUGCUUUUUGGAACAUCUUCGGGGGCCUUAUCAGGAGAGUCCCCAAAGCAAGCUUCGCAUAGAAAUGAUAUCGACCGGCACGCAGCUGUUACACUUGGGAGCUCAAAUUCAGCAAUUGAGGUUCCAGAAAAUUCCAAGGGCCCAGUCGAUAACAGUAUGUACUGGAUUUGGGAGGAUUGGAAUCCUAGUAUCUUCUUAGAUGUCUAG